GGUGUGGGGGGCUCUGGGGAGCCCCGGGGGGUCAGAGUGUACGGGAGUCCCAGGCCCCUCCGGCAGUGGUGACAGCUUGGCAGCCGGGGCCCCCUCUGCCCCGCCCCAUGCCGGCGGGGGCCGGGCCAGGCGCCCCGAGAUGAAGCGAGCCGGGGCGCUGCGGCAGGUCUCCGACUUCAGCGACUUCGUGAGUGGGCGACGCCUGCGGGAGCUGCUGAGCCAGCGUGGGCCGGGCGAGUCGCCGCGCCAUGUCCAAGCCAGCCCGGAUGGGCAGCACCUCCUGCUGCUCCUGCGUGGUCGGCCGGCGCCCCAGCCCCAGGUGCUCGCCUUCCCGCGCCUGGGCACCGGCCCGGGGGACCUGGAGAGGAGCUGGCAGCCGCCCCAGCCCCCCAUCACGGGGCUGCUCUUCCUGCAGAGCCCCGCAGCCCUGACCUCCUGGGUGCUGGCCGUCGUCUGGGAGCAGGGCAGGACCGAGGUCUGGGGGUUCGUGCCAGCGCUGGGCUGGCAGCUGCAGCAGAGCCUGGAGCUGUGCCAUGGGGCCCGGGCUCGGAUCGUUUCCAUCUGCAGCCAGGGAAGCAGCCUGGUCUGGUGUGAAGAGAGGCCCCCCUCGGACACUCAUCUGGACCCAGGCAGGGGGGCCUUCAGGUACUGCAUCUGCACCAGAGCUCUGGAGGUGGGGGAGCAGGGGGCACACCUGGGCGCCAUGAGGAUAGUGGUGCACAAUAGCCCCCAGUACCAAGUCCUGGCCUCACCCCAGCAUGUCUUCCUGGUGCCCACCGCUGCCACCUUUGCCAGCGUCUCCACGUUCCUGCUCAUCUGGUGCCCCCGGGAGGCUAAAGUCACCAUUGUGGCCCCAUCUGGCGGGUUCGCCCACAGUGAAGUCCUGCACUCCAGUGACUUCAAGAAGCUCGUGUUUGGGUCCAUGGGUCUCCUGCUGUCUGUGCCGCCUCUGGACAUUCAUACUUGUGCCCUGUCCAGCUGCGGGGGGCUCCUGCUGCUCAGCACCCAAGGCACGGUGCAUCUGGUUCAGCCAGAUGGGACCUGGAGACACGUCUAUGAUCUGGGGGGCAGCUGCCCGGCCCAAGGAGACCCCGUGCAGCUGAAGGCCUUUGGCAGCACCCUGGCCUGUGUGCUGGCGGGGGUCUUGUAUCUCAUUGACUUGACCAGUGGGAGGCUGAUUGAGAAAAAACUCCUGAGCACCAAAGAGGUGCAUUUCCUGGGGUCCCCAAGCAGGGAGGAGGAGAUCCAGCUCCUCACCCCAACCGGUAUCUAUUGCUUCAGCUUCUCCAGCCCGGAGGAGGAGGAGGGCGGCAGGCCUGAGCCCACCCUGGUGGAGAUGGUCUUUGAGGAAGCCUGCAAGUACUACCAGAGGCGGAGCCUCAGCAGCUCCCAGCUGACGGUGGAGAAGCUGAAGAAGGGGGAGAUGUUCCAGGCACCCAUUGCUCUCUCCUCCAUCCUGCAGCACAGCCUCCCCUCUAAGGAGAGGGCAGCCAAGGGCCUCCCGGAGACCUACGCCAAACUGCUGAGCACCCUGAGCGUGGAUCUCCAGAGCUACCUAAGCCUGGAGCUACUCAAGUCCUGCAUCGUGGGCGCUUCGGAGAGCGAAGUCGACAGGUGCUGCGAGGAGCUGGUGGAGCAGGAGGUCAGCCGCCUCCUGCGCCUGGACUUGGACAGGGAGAACCUGGCCUAUCUGAACGCUGUCUUCGGUUCCUUCCCCAAGGCCUCCUGGAAAGCCAUCCGGGGCAGCCUGCAGCUGCAGCAGAACGGAGACGGGCUCCUGGUGGCCAGGGCCACCUCCGACAUCUGGAAGAAGGUCUUGGGGGGGCCAGCCCCUCCCUGGUCCCCGCAGGAGGAGAUGGGCCUCAAUGGGGUGGUCCCGCUCUUCGAGCUCGUCUGCGGCUCCCUGCACAAGUUCAAACCCAAGUGGCUGCCCCACUUUGUGGAGCUGACCCAGCAGUACGUUGGGGCCUCCUGGACAUACAGCACCAAAGAGGGCCCCGAGGGCGGGGUGCCCCUCUACAAGAGAGCACUGGCCGUUCUCGACAGGCAGCGCCACCGCACGGCCAGCGAGCGCGAGCUGGAGAUCGAGCUGCUGCUGUGCAGCGCGCGGCCCAAAGCCGUCCUGCAAGCCGUGCAGCUGCUCAUCCACCUCCGCCGGUGGCAGCGGGUGGUGGAGGCCGCCGAGAAGUUUUCCAAGCUCAGCCCGCUGCUCAACAAGGAGAUCUUCACCACCCUCCUGGCGCAGUUCGCCCAGCACAGGGACCUGGACCCGUACCUGGCCGCCCUGUGGGAGCUGUGCCCUGCAGACCUGACCGUCUCGGAUAUUCUCAGCAUCGUCCUGCAGCACCUCCCCAGCUCGGCGGGCGACCCCGCUCCCUUCUCUGCCGGGGGGGCCCCACUGACCCUGGCCUUGCUGAAGCCGCUGUUGCACAAGGUGGCGCAGCGCCAGUGCACUCAGGACGAGCUCUAUGCUGACAUCUUGCAGGGCCCUCCGUUCCCGCCCCCCGCCCCACCGAGACAGCACAGGGCUGGCCCCAAGGCAGCCCCGGGAGUGCCGCAGCAGGCGGGAGCGUGCAGGACUCCUUUCCCGGACUGUAACCUGAGCGACGCUGUCUGACGGGCCGUGUGUACGGAAUGGGAGUGAAAACCUAGCCAGCGGGGGUAGGGGCAGCAAACGCCAGCCUGCCCCCCCCCCCCCAAAGGCAGAGACCAACUCUAGUUAAACCUUCCUGCCUCAACUUCACUCCCGGGCUACUGCACUGCUCAGGAGGUGAGGGGGGCGGCCCAGGCUAGACCCGGGGGGAGCACUGGGGUGACUGGGGGGUUUUCCAGCUGAGGCAGUUCCCUAGAGAAGGCGUGUGGGGGAGAGAGAGCGUGCACUGACUGCACUGAGAGCCCCUCUCCUGGCCUGCAGCCCCCUUUGAGCUCAACGCUGGCGUCCCGCCCUCUAGAAAUGGAGCCUGGGGGAUAAAGUACAAAGUCUUAACCCAAAUUCCCAUUUCACUUCAUUUGUUGUUGAAAGUUCCCUCCUGUGACUUGCCCCCGGCCAGGCUGUGUGGAGCAGGCGCGGCCCUUCGUGGCACGGGAUCGCUGGGGGCUGAACCCGCUCACACGGGCACUGCCGGCCUGGACCCAGCCUCUAAACCCUCCCCCUGGGGGCUGUGUUCUGCUCCUGAGCUCCUGGCUGGCCGGUCCCUGGGACCUCUGCCUGGGCCUCCAAGGACGGAGGUGGCCCUGGCGGCUGCAGCCGUCUGUUUAUCACCUUGCUAGAGUUUCUCUCUCCCCCCCUGGGAUCGGCUCAUUGGCUGCCCUGGGUGGGUGCAUGGCCGAUUCCCUUAUGAAACCGCAGAGAAGGAGCGAGCUCCUGUCCUGAAACGGACCAUGCUAGCGCUGCCUGGGGCCGGCAGCUUUGCCCUGCAGUUCCUCCCCUGCAUAGGCAGCGCAUGCUGGUGUGGCUGUCGCGCAGGAGGCAAACACGACAGACCUGGCCUGUCCUUCUCCGUUCCCAGCCCCGCUACCUUUGCCCUGGGCUCUAACCUUAUCUCAGCCUUCCAAGAAUCAGAAGUGCAGUGUCAGGGCUGUCUGGUCCUUCCCCGCUCCUCUGCUGGCUAAGUCAGGGUAACGGGAACAGCUCCGGGGUCUGGUCCUUCUCCUGGCCAGGUUCCUUCUCUCCCCCCGGGGACGCCAGACGCUGGUGGGCUCGGGGCAGGGUUGGCUCCUCCGGUGGAGGGGCGAGUGCCUGGGAUUAGAAGAGGAGACCCGGCCGUGCUCACAGCCCCUGGUUGAGGCUGGGCUGGGGGAAGCUCGGCUGGUUUGCUUCUCCCAAGGGGGGUUGUUUUUUAAGUGUGAGAGGAAACGUUUUAAAGAAACCUAAACUGCCCGAGGGUUCGUUUUAUCAAGAGUCCUGGGGCAGUGCUGGGUUUAACGGCUGCCGAGUGCGGCCGUGCACCUAUUUAAACGGGGAGAGGGGGCCUGGGUGCUGAGCCCCUGGGGUUCCCAUGAGCUCCAGCUGGAGUCGGACGCACUCGGCCCUGCUGACUGGCUGCACGGGCUGGAAACAUGCACAAGGGUUUGUGUGGGUCAGUGUGAGUUGGGGGCUGCUGGCCGGCUGGCGCUCGGCGCUGGCUGGUGUCUGGAGGAGGGAGGCAUGGGGAGCUGGCUGGAUCGAACGCCUCCAGCCCCAAUUCCCACGGGUGGCGCUGUCCGUUCUCUGGGCACCUCAGGUAACCGCUGGCAGCUUGUCGGGCGCUAGCCGUGGGCCAGGGAGGAGCUUUCCCGAGGGCUGCAUGUGUCACCAGCAGGCACAAGGAGGGCUCUGGAUGGUGCUUCAGUCAGUCUCCACCCCCCAGGGCCCAGCUGCAGUGGGUCAGGGCAGGCAGGGUGCCUGGGGGGCAGAGCAGAGUCUGUCCUGCAUCAGCCACUCACUUGCCCCACUGCUCUCCCAUGCCUUCCUCUGGGCUCUGCCCCCUCCCUUCCAGCAGGGCCUUGCUAAUUAGCAGGGCAGGCAGGAGAGGCCCCGGAGCUCCUGCCACCCAACAGCCAGAAAUCAUGUUGACUCGACAAAGGCUCUGAGCCUUCUCCCUUCCGCUGGGGGCGUGGGGAUCGCUGCAGCCAGCCCUGCCCGAGCUGGAGGGGGGAGGUCGCGCUGGUAGGGUGCAGUCAGCUGGACUCCGGUGCUGGGCUUCGCUGGGUCCAAGGGGCAGCCCCCUGAGUGACUGCCCGUCCCCCUCGGUGUGUGGGUCUAGAGCGGAGCCCCUCUGUCAGGCAGCCCCCUAAGCUGCAGAGCUGCCUGCUGGUCCCUGGUCCCAUCUGCGUUAAAGAUCAGGAGUGGGAGGUGGGUGCUGUGGGGAUUGUCUACACCAGAGCCCUUCACCCUGACUGGCCUGAUCCCAUAGGUGAGCUACCCUGGCCGGCCUGGUGCCAGGUUAACCCCAGGACUCCAGCCGUAGUGUAGACAGCUCGGGUGCAGGGACUGGCCGCUGUGUGACUUCCAAACCAGGGAGGAGCUGUACCUGCCUAGCCCCUUCUGCCCCCAUUACUGUGCCUUACGCCCCAGGCCCUGGCGCACGAAGGGGCUUUGCUCCCUCAGGCAGCUGCUGGGCCUGUGAAUGCAGCUGCUCCCUGGGCAAGUGAAGCUGUUUUAAGGGGUGGGGGGUCGGGGAAGGGGCUGCUCCUGGGACCAGCUCAGAUCCCUGCCUACCCAGCUGCCGCUGCCAUGGUGCCAGCAGGCCCUUCCCCCGCUAGAUUUCCAGUGAGUGUCGUUAACCAGCCCCUGUCAAACAUCUCUCAGGGUCGAGAGAGGAGUCUGAGGCCGAGUUGGGCGGAUGUGUUUGCACACGGGAGGAGUCUGCAGUUGUUGGCUUUGCAUGCCGCUGUCCGGUUGCUGUUGUCCUAUAUGCAACAUUAAACGGUGUUUAACGA
Messenger RNA from Mauremys reevesii (Reeves's turtle), 5421 nucleotides. It is a transcript of the gene HPS6, whose product is annotated as HPS6 biogenesis of lysosomal organelles complex 2 subunit 3. The record is from RefSeq and is a predicted model, not a curated record. Gene Ontology annotation, cellular component: BLOC-2 complex; lysosomal membrane. NCBI's taxonomy places the organism in Eukaryota, Metazoa, Chordata, Testudines, Geoemydidae. Gene Ontology annotation, biological process: lysosome localization; melanocyte differentiation; protein localization to membrane. The transcript has a single exon. Bases 140 to 2617 code for a protein of 825 amino acids.